CCUCGCUCUUCACACAUCGGUCAUAUCGCCAGCUUCCACCGUCAUGGAGGUCUAUCCCGGGAUCCACCAAUUCAUGUGCAAAGGCUGCCGGAAUGUACAAUUACACUAUCAAUGUGUCUUUUGGAGCCCCGGCGACCACGCCUGGAAUUGCCAGGAUUGUCUCCCGUUACGGGAGAUGUUGAACCAGACAAAGCUGGAAUUUUGUCCUGGGUGUGUGAGGAAGCAGAAGGCCCCCGAGAAGGCGACUGAACCAAUUGCGAACGUUGAGUUCUCGUCUACGAAGCAGUUCUUUCCGGCGGAUAUCGUGAGGAUGGGUUGUAGCAGCUGUCGAAAGAGGAAGAUCUCUUGCAGUCGUUUGUACACUGCCGCUUCGAAAUGCGAAGGUUGUUUGGAAGAGGAUCUCGAAUGCGAUUGUAAAGUCAUGCGAAGGACGUGCCAGUAUUGUAAGGAUAGGAUGAUAAGGUGUACUGGCAACGAAGACACCUGUACCAACUGUAUGAGGUUUCAGCAAGAAUGCAAGCCCGUCAAACGAGAGAAGGUUACGAAGCCAGUCAGGAAAGAUGCCCAGUCUGCUCCGGCUCGAGAUCAUCUGGAUGUGAUCGAUGGGAUGAAGGCCGAUUUGUCUUUUGACAAUUGUCUCAGCUGUGAGAAGGAUUCGAUGUUGAGAUGCGAUAGAAAUCUGGAUGGUUGUGUCCACUGCAAGAUCAAGAAGCAGCCUUGCGAAUAUCCAUCACCACUUGCCAGUACCUUGUCUGAUAGAUCAUCCAAAUUCUGCACGAGCUGCUAUGGACGAAAAUCUAAACGCUCUGAAGAUCCGCUCUGUGACCGAUGCAAGAGCAUCGAAUGGAACAAGUCGAAAGUCAUCGAGCCAUGUCAUGCGUGUCGGCUCAUGAGUACUCAGUGUGAUGACGCCAAGACAUGCGCUCAAUGCCAAAAGCUGGACUUCAAAUGUAAACGCGGGCCAACAGGUGGAAAUUCCUCUUCACAAUAUCCCACAUCAUGCGACCCUACUGACUCAACAAUACCUCCAUAUACUGUCGGCUGGUCUUCUUCAAAUCAAUAUACUUACGAUGCUGCCUCUAGAACCUAUACUGCAGCUUCCGAAUGGACACCGGACAAUCACGCCGCGGAACGCAAUCAAGAUGCCACCGUGAAGCUAUUUGCCGACUUAUACUCCAGAACCUCACACCCGCCUCGAAAUCCCAGCAAACGCAUUGAGAAGGGCAAUCACGUCGAUUGUACCGAUCGCAAGUGUCCAUGCCAAUCACAAGAUAUGAUUUAUAAAAAGGCAAACGGAGAAUUCUACAGUCGACCGCUACCAGACAUUAUCCGACUCCCCGGCCGACGAAGAACCAGCUACAUCUGCAAAGUCGGAAACAUCGACUGCUCCGCCAAAUCACCAUGCCAAGAAUGCACGGUACCAGCCAUCGACCCCACACGCGAGACUCCAGGCCGUUGGCGAGCCGUCAGAGAGGGCCCGGCUUGUGAUCCGUGUCGGAAUUAUAAACAUCGGAGUGAUGGCAAGGCGCCGAGUUUUGCUUCGUGUGAGAGGUUGGGGAGGAAGUGUUCUUAUAGUAGUGAUAAGUUUGAGAAGGGGGUUUUGUUGAAAGAGUAUCUUGAGGAUAGUACUAGGAGGGAGGAAACUGUGGUAGCGGAUCGACCUGUAGCUCAAACUGUGGAGAAACAGGAUGUGGCGUCGAAAGACAAAGAGAUGAAAGACGUUACGACUGAUACGGAGGACUUGGAUGUGGAGGAUUGGUGCAUGGUGACUUCUGAAGAUGUCGAUGGUGUUGUGGAAGAGGAGCCGAGUGCGAAUACCAAGGGGAUGGGGAGGUCUUACAGAUUUUGGUAGGACAAGACGAGAUGAACGAUGAUACGACUUAUGGGGUUUCUCAGUCGGUUGGUCUUACUGCAAGUUGGCGUCUGCUGGAAUAUUUGCGUUUCUUGAAUUAUCCUCGAUUGUUGGGACAUUGUCAUGUAAAAUCUGGCGCUAGGUUUCCAAUGUGUGUGCGAAAGUUCGGCAGGCUAUCAUUAUUAUGAUUGUACCAGUUUCUUCUUCCAAAAACAAAUAGUUAUGUCACAGCAGAAUUACAACGUCCUCUUAUCACCCAAAA
This is a messenger RNA of Mollisia scopiformis, 2114 nucleotides long. RefSeq lists its product as uncharacterized. NCBI's taxonomy places the organism in Eukaryota, Fungi, Ascomycota, Leotiomycetes, Helotiales, Mollisiaceae. Gene Ontology annotation, biological process: regulation of DNA-templated transcription. The transcript has 2 exons. The coding region runs from base 44 to 1852 and encodes 602 amino acids. The record is from RefSeq and is a predicted model, not a curated record. Gene Ontology annotation, molecular function: DNA-binding transcription factor activity, RNA polymerase II-specific; zinc ion binding.